CGUGGCCUUGCGUAUAAAUUUUCAAACAGACGCACCCAUCACUGUACAGGUCUGCGGCUGUUAACAUACGAUUUGUAGAAGUAACCACACUCCAAUUGCUUCUGACCAUUUAAUCAUGGAGUCUCUGUGCAGUGCAAACUCUCAGUUCUCUUUGGACCUCUUUAAGAUGUUUGGUGACAAGAAACCGACCAGCAACAUCUUCUACUCACCCCUGAGCAUCUCAUCUGCCAUGGGCAUGGUGUAUCUUGGUUCAAAGGGUAACACUGCUGCAGAGAUCGGGCAGGUUCUUCACUUUACCAGUUCAAAGAAAGACAAAGCUGCUAGUGGAAGUCAACAAAAAGGUUUAAUGCAGCAGAGCCUGGCCAAGACCUUUCAUUUUCACAAGGCUGGAGAUGAAGUGCACUCCCAUUUUAGCACAUUGAUUGCUAACAUCAACAAAAAAGGAGCUCCCUAUCAGUUAAGCAUGGCUAACCGUUUAUAUGGAGAAAGAUCUUAUGACUUUGUUAAGGAAUACAUUGAAAAAACCAACAAGUUUUAUCAUGCUAGCCUUGAAUCUGUUGACUUUGUUAAAGCUCCAGAAGAAUCAAGAAAGAAUAUAAAUGCCUGGGUUGAAAAGCAGACAAAUGAUAAAAUUAAGGAUUUGCUGGCAAGUGGAACUAUAGAUGAUCUCACUAGGCUCGUACUGGUGAAUGCCAUCUAUUUCAAAGGCAAUUGGGAGAAAAAAUUCCAAGAAUCUUCUACGAGAAAUGAACAAUUCAGAAUAAAUAAGAAUGAAACUAAAGAGGUUAAGAUGAUGCAUCAGAAGUCAAAGUUUAAGUUUGCCUUUAUUCCUGAGAUGCAGUGUCAAAUCCUUGAACUCCCAUAUGUUGAGAAUGAACUGAGUAUGCUGAUUUUACUCCCAAAAGACAUUGAAGAUAACUCCACUGGACUAAAGAAGCUAGAACAAAGCCUCACUUUGGAGAAACUGCAUGAGUGGACUAACCCAGACAACAUGGAUAAGAUAGAGAUUAGUGUAUCUCUGCCCAGGUUUAAACUUGAACAAUCAUAUGAUCUGAAAGAGGUGCUCAUCAACAUGGGAGUAGUUGAUGCCUUUGAUAUGUGUAGAGCCGAUUUAUCAGGCAUGUCUCCCAAAGAUGACCUGUAUCUGUCAAAAGCAGUGCACAAAUCAUUUGUCGAGGUAAAUGAGGAAGGCACUGAAGCUGCUGCAGCAACAGCCAUGGUGGUGAUGAUGCGAUGUGCUAUGAUUCCUGCGUCAUUUAAUGCAGACCAUCCAUUCCUGUUCUUUAUAAGACACAACAAAACUCGGAGCAUCCUCUUUUAUGGCAGAUUUUGCUCUCCUUAAAUCUUGGUAAUGCUUCCUAGAUGCAUUUAUGUAAGAAGUUUUUGUUAAUCAUAGGAGGCAUAGUACUGGGAGAGUGAAGUUCAAGAUUUUUAUCCACGACGGUUGCAUAUCAAUAUAUUGUUCAGUGCCUUUUUUUUAACUUCCUAAACACUGUAUUCAUUGAGACAUGAUAAGAAAUACUUUCUUCCUUUCACCCAUUUGGUCAACUUAUGUUUACUCAACUUAUAAUAAGCAGACAUUAUAUUUUGCAAAACUGAAUAUGUUACCUAUAUUCUACUGUGCAUAUAUAGUAUACAAACCUUUACAUUUUGUAACUGGCUUGAUCCAUAUAAGUAAGCAAUAAAGAUUUGUGCAUUUCCUUAAAA
Messenger RNA from Erpetoichthys calabaricus (reedfish), 1707 nucleotides. RefSeq names its product leukocyte elastase inhibitor-like. The record is from RefSeq and is a predicted model, not a curated record. The transcript is spliced from 8 exons. NCBI's taxonomy places the organism in Eukaryota, Metazoa, Chordata, Cladistia, Polypteriformes, Polypteridae. Gene Ontology annotation, molecular function: serine-type endopeptidase inhibitor activity. Gene Ontology annotation, biological process: negative regulation of endopeptidase activity. The coding region runs from base 116 to 1342 and encodes 408 amino acids.